AUGAGCGAAAGUCUGCGGCCGACCAACGGAGCCAAACCUUCCAAUUCCAACCAGCGUCGCACGCCUACCCACUCCCUCCCCAGCGGCGCGCAGAACGGCCUCCCUGUUCGGUCUCGCGCUUCAGUCAACGGCAACGGCCAAGUUGACUCGGAUAGUCUCUCCGACAGCGCAUCCUCCACCGACUCGUCCCAAGUGAACGGCGCGGGGAAAUCUCAUCGGCCCGCCAUGUCGCGUAAAGCAUCCUCCCCCAUGGCGCCCGCCUUCAUGGUGUCUGCCCCAGGCAAAGCCAUUGUGUUCGGUGAGCACGCCGUCGUUCACGGCAAGGCAGCCAUGGCAGCGGCCAUCUCACUCAGAUCGUACCUGCACGUCACAACCCUCUCCAAGUCACAACGCACCGUCACCUUAAAUUUCAGAGACAUUGGCCUCGACCACACGUGGGACAUUGACGCCCUGCCCUGGGAUCUUUUCCACCAGCCGUCCAAAAAGAAGUACUACUACGACCUCGUCACCUCCCUCGACCCCGAACUCGUCGCCGCGAUCCAGCCGCACCUCGAAGGCGUGGGGAAGGGCAUGUCGGAGGAAAUCCACAAGCACCAAGUGGGUGGCGCAUUUGCUUUUCUCUAUCUAUUUCUCUCCCUGGGAUCCCCGCAAAGCCCAGGCGCCGUUUACACUCUCCGAUCCACAAUUCCCACCGGCGCUGGACUAGGUAGCAGCGCCAGUGUCUGUGUGUGUUUGAGUUCCGCCCUCCUUCUUCAGAUCCGCACGUUGGCCGGUCCGCACCCGGACCAGCCGCCCGAGGAGGCAGAGACACAGAUCGAGCGCAUCAACCGAUGGGCGUUUGUGGGUGAGAUGUGCAUUCACGGAAACCCUAGCGGGGUGGAUAACACGGUCGCCGCGGGCGGCAAGGCCGUGAUGUUUCGCCGUGUAGACUAUAACAAGCCUCCAGAGGUCACUCCCCUCCUCAACUUCCCCGAACUUCCUCUCUUGCUCGUCGACACACAACAAUCUCGCUCGACGAAGACGGAGGUGGACAAGGUCUUCCGACUCAGGGAAUCACACCCCGUGGUGACGGAGUCUAUUCUUAACGCCAUUGAUCAAGUAUCAACAUCGGCGCAAGAACUUGUUGACGACCCUGAAUUCGAGAGUUCUCCCGGAAAGGACCUGGCACAACUCGGCACUCUUAUCCGCAUGAACCACGGGUGUCUGGUGUCGCUAGGUGUUUCCCACCCGCGCUUGGAACGAAUCCGCGAACUGGUUGACUACGCCGACAUUGGCUGGACGAAGCUGACUGGUGCCGGCGGUGGCGGCUGCGCGAUCACGCUUUUGCGCCCAGACGCGAAGAAAGAAGUCGUGCGCGAUCUUGAGAAGAAGCUCUCCUCAGAGGGAUUCAUUAAAUAUGAAACCGUUCUCGGUGGCGACGGCGUUGGCGUUCUCUGGCCCGCGGUGCUGCGCAAUGGCUCUGACGAGGAAGGCGGCGAGGAGAUCGAUCAACAAAAGUUCGAGAAUGCCGUUGGGCCCGAAGGUAUCGAACGCCUUGUUGGAGUUGGGAUGCACGAGCGGAGAGAAGGGUGGAAGUUCUGGAAGCGAGCGGCGCAGGCUUAG
Penicillium lagena is the source of this 1602-nucleotide messenger RNA. It is a transcript of the gene erg12, whose product is annotated as mevalonate kinase. Gene Ontology annotation, cellular component: cytoplasm. NCBI's taxonomy places the organism in Eukaryota, Fungi, Ascomycota, Eurotiomycetes, Eurotiales, Aspergillaceae. The coding region runs from base 1 to 1602 and encodes 533 amino acids. The transcript has a single exon. The record is from RefSeq and is a predicted model, not a curated record. Gene Ontology annotation, molecular function: ATP binding; mevalonate kinase activity. Gene Ontology annotation, biological process: ergosterol biosynthetic process; isoprenoid biosynthetic process.